CGGAGUAGACCAUAUCUUGUUUAGCCAGCCUAGAACACGAAGAUCAUCAGGCUCGUAGAUCCCCACGUCAUCACAAUCCCGAACAACAACAACAACAACCUCUCAGCAAUGGAAUUGAUCCCCUCAAGUCAUCACUGACGCGCAAUGGAUUUGUCCUUCCACGACAGCAAUAUAGGAUCCGAUGUCCACCGACGAUUGGGCAGCAUCAGGGCCCGAGUAGGACAGCAACCUGCAGCCUCGCAUCAGCUGAAACAGAUGCCUGGCAGAUCACCUGCUAAAGCCGCUUCUCGGCCCUUUUCUCAACUUCCCAUCUGCUCAAUCCCGUCAGUCUAACAUAUAUGCGACAAAGAACACCGUGACCCUUCUAACCCAGCUUGGAUCCGCGAUUUCACAAGACAGGCGACCCCAUUGACGAGUUCCGGCGCGCGCUUAUGUCCGGGGCGUAUUCGUCCCUGUCUCCCUCAUGUCACACCCACUGGUGGCAGCAGUGUGGGAACAGUUGGGACGUCGAGACCUAGCCAACAUCCUCCGCGAGAUUAUCGGUCAACAUGCUGUCGAUAUCGCCGUUCUCCAGGCUCAGGACGACCAGGCGUCCAAGAUCGAGCCGCUGACUCGGUCGGUGUUUUGGAUUAAGACCAUCUUUGACGCGCAGCGCACUCGUUUACAGGAAUUGGUGACAACACACGACGUGCCGACUAGCAAUCACUCGCCCUACCUACUGCCAUCAGACGCGAUCUUCUCCACUUUGAUGUACCUGGUCCAAGUCAAAUCCAAACUAUUUCCGUGUAAUAAACCGGUUGCACCGGGCCUCAUGUGCUAUCGGCACUUCAUCGCCCAUACGUUGUUGGCAGGGAUCCGAUUGCUCGUCCUUCGUGGUGAUGAUAUAUCGGCCGAGGAUAAAUUCAAUCUGGAGCGUGCAAUGGCGGCGGCGUGGCAGCAUCCAGAUCUAACGAGUGCCGAGCUGUUCUUGAUCAACGAUCUGUUACCCCGCGCGGGCGGGAAGAACCCGCCCAUCAUUCCAGGACUGGAGCGGUUGGAUGGAAAUCCGGAGACGCUGAUCACGGACCUCCUCACGGCCCUUAUCAGAAGCAAAACCGCCACACUCGCACCGUUCUGUUGGUUGUAUGAUAUAUUAUGCUCCGCAGAGUCAGCCCUCAUCCAGUGUCAUAUCAACUGGCGUCACACGUCACAGCUGGAGGGACCCUCCAGCCCUGCAGCGGACACCAUAGACGAUACACUGGACCAAGCACGCAACACCCGGACAAAACUAGUCCGGACGGUCUUAGCCGCAUUUGAUGACGAGUUCGAAGUCCCUUCUCUCCAAAUACUGUCCACGGUCAUUUUGACCCAGAAUGCCGACGGCCAUCCUCCCCUGCAGACGCGGAGGAUUCGAGAUAACUGGGCGCGCCUUGCCCCCAUGAGGGAGUUUUGGGAAGCAUCCCUAGGGCACCUGAUCCGAUGGUUGAUCAAUCGCCGAGUCCAGAUGUGGGAUUCCAACGGAGAACUUGAUGCGAACAACCACGACUACCAAGCCCAUCUGGCCGAAUGGCUCCAGGCAUCACCACUUCCGGGGGCUAGUCCUUUGGCCGAGACGCGCGCCGACAGCGUCUAUACGGUCGACUGCCCGGCGGGUCACGCAGUUCCCAGAGAAUUUUUGGACGAACGAGUAAGGUCAUCCGACCCGUGCGCUUAUGAGGUAUGAGCGCUCUCAUAUCUGAAAUUUGCAUCUGUCAGCUUCCCUCGAGCGUGAGCAGAAACCAUGCGACGAAUCCACGCUCACUUUAUACCAGAG
Aspergillus campestris IBT 28561 is the source of this 1792-nucleotide messenger RNA. RefSeq lists its product as uncharacterized. Lineage: Eukaryota; Fungi; Ascomycota; Eurotiomycetes; Eurotiales; Aspergillaceae. The record is from RefSeq and is a predicted model, not a curated record. The transcript is spliced from 3 exons. Bases 464 to 1702 code for a protein of 412 amino acids.